CCUCAUCCAAGCAAAGAAUACUCAGAAGAUAGAGAUAACAAAACCUCAAAAAUGAUUAAAGGUGUUACUUACCUUAUAACUGUGGCCCUUUUGGUUUUGGCAUCCUCUCUUGUUUCUGCCUAUGACCCUAGUCCUCUGCAAGACUUUUGUGUCGCAAUCAACAACACCAAUUCUGCUGUAUUUGUGAACGGAAAAUUUUGUAAGGAUCCAGCAACUGUCACAGUCGAUGAUUUUUUCUUCUCCGGACUCAAUAUUCCUGCAAACACUGCAAAUAAAGUUGGCUUCAAUGUCACUCUUGUGAACGUCGAUAUGCUACCAGGUUUGAACACUCUAGGCAUAUCUUUGGCCCGUCUUGACUUUGCACCAUAUGGCUUGGAUCCUCCACACACUCACCCUCGUGCCUCUGAGAUUCUAGUAGUUGCAGAGGGUACUCUCUUAGUUGGAUUUGUCACAUCCAACCCAAACAAACUCUUCACCAAAGUUUUAAACAAGGGAGACGUCUUUACAUUCCCAAUUGGUCUCAUUCACUUCCAAUUCAACAUAGGGCAGACCAAUGUUGUUGCUUUCGCUGGUCUCAAUAGCCAAAAUCCCGGGGUGAUCACCAUUGCGAACGCAGUCUUUGGAUCUAAUCCUCCCAUCAAUUCAGAUGUUCUCAUCAAAGCCUUCCAAGUUGACAAGAAUGUAGUUGAUUAUCUUCAAAAACAAUUCUAGUCAAACCACAAUUUGGAAAAAUAAAUGUAAUAGGAAUGAUGAACAACUAGAAAGCAGAGUUUGAAUAAAGUUUUCCUUGAUUUUUUAUAUGUAAUGCCAUAAAAAUAAUUAUAAUCAAAUAAAAUUGCCUUAUGAUUCUUUUA
Messenger RNA from Quercus robur (English oak), 854 nucleotides. RefSeq names its product germin-like protein subfamily 1 member 7. The transcript is spliced from 2 exons. Gene Ontology annotation, cellular component: cell wall. Gene Ontology annotation, molecular function: manganese ion binding. Bases 52 to 711 code for a protein of 219 amino acids. NCBI's taxonomy places the organism in Eukaryota, Viridiplantae, Streptophyta, Magnoliopsida, Fagales, Fagaceae. The record is from RefSeq and is a predicted model, not a curated record.